AUGCAAGAAGGCAUACACUUUGCGUCAGCAGGAGAUGAUGUUAAAAUAUGGGAUUCCUCUUCUCUAACUGUGCUGGAGCAGUUCAAACCACACACCUCCUCGCGUCUAGUCAGCUCACUAUGCUGGGCCAGCAAUAAUAGAUUCCUGGUCACUGCCUCUACUUCUGGUGAUAAAAUAGUUGUUUCAAGCUGUAAAAGCAAACCUGUUCCUGUUUUUGAACUAGCUGAAGGAGCAAAACAAACAUCUGUGGAUUCGAAUUCUAGUUUUUCAUAUGUCGUGAGUGGAGGCCUUGAUAGCACGGUUAAUAUCUGGGAUUUGAAAUCCAGGAAGGUUUACCGUAGCCUUAAGGAUCAUAAAGGUGAAGUCACGUGUAUUGCAUGUAAUUUCAACGAUAGCUACAUCGCUUCUGGAUCUUUGAGUGGUGAAAUUAUCCUACACAGUGUUACUACCAAUUUAUCAAGUACUCCUUUUGGUUAUGGCAGCCAACAGUCUAUUCGACACUUGAAAUAUUCAUCCUUUAAGAAAUCCUUGCUGGGCAGUGUUUCUGACAGUGGAAACGUGACUCUGUGGGAUGUACAUAGCCAGAAACCAUAUCAUAAUUUUGACAAUACUCAUAAAGCACCAGCUUCAGAAAUUUGCUUUUCUCCAGUCAAUAAGCUGCUGCUUGUAACUGUAGGCUUGGACAAAAGAAUUAUUCUCUAUGACACCCUAAGUAAAAAGUUACUGACAACAAUAGCAACUGAUCUUCCUCUGACAACAGUAGACUUCAUGCCUGAUGGUACUACUUUGGCUAUAGGAUGUUCCCGGGGAAAAAUCUACCAGUAUGAUUUAAGACAACUGACAUCACCAGUGAAAACAGUUAUUGCUCACAAAGGCUAUGUGAAAUGCAUACGUGUUCAGUUCAGUAGUACUUCCUCCAAGUCCAAUCUCACAGGUUCUUCAAAUAAACCUGUAUCCAAAAGAGGAGAAGUCAAAGGCAAUAGUAAUCUUGGAGGAAUUCAAAAUACUGGCAUCAAAAAUAUUGCCUCUCAAGCAUCAGCAACAGUUUCCUCUCUUCUUACUUUGCCAAAUGAGAAUAAAGGAGGAGAGAUUCUUCAGGAGAAAACAGGUUUUCCGCAUAGUUGCAGCUUGGAUGUCAUUCUGUCUAAAGAAAUAGACCAUGGGAAAAGUGCUGAGUUAAAUAGUCUUGAAGAUAUGAGUCGAAGUAGUUUAGGAGAUGUAUUUUCUCCAGUCAGAGAUGAUCUUAUUGCAAAUAAAAUGGCUGAAGAUCCUCAGGGAAAAGGAAAUGGUCUGGAUUUGCCAUCCUGCCUGGUGGGUUUGGAUUUUCUCCCAAAGCUCAGCACCACCUUUCCAGUAAAAAGAACCCCAGUGGGCAGUAGUGCACAAGGGAUACGUUCUAGCCCGUUACAUGCACUUGGGGGAUCUCCAGUUAAAGACGAGGAAGAACGUGCAGAGACUGACACUAAGAAAUUAAGUCCUGGAAAACAAGAAUCUAAAGAAGUCCUAAAGCAGCUUUCAAAAUCAAGCUUGCCAAGUACAGAAUCUCUAAUGUUAACUUCUCCGCAAUCAUCCACCCUUGAUGCAAGUGAGAGACUAACGAAGAAUAUUCAGGCCCAUCCUACAUGUGAUCUACCAGUAAAUGGUACUACCUCAGCAAGUCCAACGUUAACAUCAUCUGUCACUGCUGGAGUUGCAAGUUCAUUGUCAGAAAAAAUAGUAGAAACCAUUGGGAGUGGCAGACCGAAUGCACCUCUGACAUCAAUUCAAAUAAAGUUCAUUCAGAAUAUGAUACAAGAAACAAUGGAUGACUUCAGAGAAGCAUGCCAUCGAGAUAUUGUGAACUUGCAAGUGGAGAUGAUCAAGCAAUUCCAUAUGCAGUUGAAUGAAAUGCACGCUUUACUUGAAGUAUACUCUGUAAAUGAAAGCUUAGUAGCUGAAAUUGAGAGACUACGAGAGGAAAACAAAAGACUGAGGACACAUCUGAAAGAUUUACAUUGCUAA
Molecule: messenger RNA, 2001 nt
Organism: Acanthisitta chloris (rifleman)
Lineage: Eukaryota; Metazoa; Chordata; Aves; Passeriformes; Acanthisittidae
Gene: NEDD1
Product: neural precursor cell expressed, developmentally down-regulated 1
Exons: 14
Coding region: 1-2001 (666 amino acids)
Biological process (GO): microtubule nucleation; mitotic cell cycle
Cellular component (GO): ciliary basal body; centriole; pericentriolar material
Molecular function (GO): gamma-tubulin binding
Source: RefSeq, a predicted model, not a curated record